This is a messenger RNA of Plasmodium malariae, 2436 nucleotides long. It is a transcript of the gene MSH2-1, whose product is annotated as DNA mismatch repair protein MSH2, putative. The transcript has a single exon. Gene Ontology annotation, cellular component: MutSalpha complex; nucleus. The record is from RefSeq and is a predicted model, not a curated record. Bases 1 to 2436 code for a protein of 811 amino acids. NCBI's taxonomy places the organism in Eukaryota, Apicomplexa, Aconoidasida, Haemosporida, Plasmodiidae. Gene Ontology annotation, biological process: mitotic recombination; mismatch repair. Gene Ontology annotation, molecular function: ATP-dependent DNA damage sensor activity; ATP binding; mismatched DNA binding.
AUGGAGAAUAAUGAAAUGUCUGAAUUAAAUGAAGAGCAAAUAUUAUGCUUAUAUAUAGAUACUAAGAGGUAUCAGAAAACACUGGGUGUGUGUUUUUAUAAUUAUCUAAAAUAUGAAUUUUUAAUGACUGAAUUUAUUGAUAAUGGUUAUUUUACGGCCCUAGAAUCAUUAUUUAUACAAAAAAGACCAUAUAAAUGUUUUUUUAAUAGUACGAAUGAUUUAGUUGAUGAUGAAAGACUUUUAAAUUUAUUUAAUAUUUGUAACAUACAAGCAAUUGCACUGGACAAAAGAAAGUAUGAUGUGACAAAUUUAAAAGAAGAAUUAAAACUAAUUAUACCUCAAAAUGAUGAUGUUCGAAAUUAUGAUAAGCAUUUGGAAUUAGAAAAUGCAAGUAAAUGCUUAAUGGUUUUAAUCAAUUAUUUGAAAGUUAAGGAGAAUCAAGACAUACAUUAUCAGUGUACAAUUAACAUACAUAACAUGGAUUUAUAUAUGCGAUUAGAUAAAGCUGCUAUUUGUGCAUUAAAUAUACUUCCAAAUAAAAAAAAUUUGAAUAGUUAUAAUAAUAAUACGAGUUUAUUGAAAUUUUUGGAUAAAUGUAAUACAUCUAUUGGAUCGAAAAAGUUAGCAUCUUGGUUAACUCAACCACUGACAAGUACUGUUGAAAUUAACAAAAGGUUGAAUAUUGUUGAAACGUUUAUAAAAGAAGAUGAAUUGCGUAAUAGUAUUUUUUGUAAUUAUUUAAAAAGGAUACCAGAAUUAGAUAAAUUAAAUCAUUAUUUAAAGGAAAUUAAUCAAAAUAAUGAAAUUCGAGUGAAUUCUAAAUAUAAUGAAGAAAUGAUACUAAAAGAUGUUGUAAAACUAUAUUACGCUAUUUUAGAUUUUAAACAAAUAUAUUUUUGUUUAGCAUCUAUUGAAGAAAGACAUAAAGAAACAUUUAGAGAAAUACUUGUAAAUCCUCUACAUGAAGUAUUAAAUAAGUUUUCCAAGUUAUUAGAUAUGAUUGAAAUGACCAUUGAUUUAAAAGAAAUUGAAGAAAACAAAGAAUAUUUAAUUUCUAAAAAUUUUGAUGCAGAACUAGAAGAAAUAUCUAAUGAAAAAAAUGCAUUAAUAAAAAAAAUUAAAAAUCAUAAAGAAGAUGUUGAGAGAGAUUUAUUUUCUGAUAAAUGUGACAGACGUUACAAGAGGACAAACAGAGAAGAUAUAAGGUUGGUAGAUUGUAAUACUAAUGUAUUUUUAUUUAGAGUACCUAAAAAAGAUUGUGCAUUAGUUCAACAACAGAAAAAAAAGUAUAUAGCUAUACGUAUGAAUAAAAAUGAAUUUUUGUUUACUACGAAUACUUUAAAAAAAUUAUGUAAUCAGUAUGAACAUUGUUUAAAUAUUUAUAAUACUUUACAGUUAGAAAUAGUAAAAAAAACCAUCUGUGCUGUUUCAACUUAUACACCAGUAAUUGAAAAAUUUAUGGAUAUAGUAUCAACGUUAGAUGUGUUGAUAUCUUUUUCCGUUGUUUGUUACAAUUCACCCUUUCCAUAUGUUAGACCAGCUGUAAUAGAGAAUGGUCAAAAUGUAAUUAUGAAAAGGUCGAGACACCCUUUGCUAGAAUUACAACAUAAUUUAACUAACUUUAUACCAAAUGAUAUUCAUAUGAAUAGAGAAAAAAGUAGGCUCAUAGUAGUUACAGGACCAAAUAUGGGAGGAAAAAGUACAUACAUCAGACAAACAGCUAUUAUAUGUGUAUUAGCUCAAAUAGGUAUGUUUGUGCCAUGUGAUUUUUGUGAAGUUCCUAUUUUUAGUCAAGUUAUGUGUAGAGUAGGUGCUUCUGAUUUUCAGUUAAAAGGAAUUUCAACAUUUUUGUCAGAAAUGAUAGAAGCAUCAGCAAUUGUUAAGAAUGCUGACAAAAAUUCUUUUAUUAUUGUUGACGAAUUAGGUAGAGGAACAUCUACAUAUGAAGGGUUAGGUAUAAGUUGGUCUAUUGCAAAAUAUAUUUUAGAUAAUAUAAAAUGCUUCUGUUUAUUUGCUACUCAUUUUCACGAAAUUUCAAAUAUUGCUUACCAAUGUGCAGGUGUUAUAAAUAGACAUGUGGAAACUACAAUUGACCAGAAACAGAAAAAAAUUUGCUUUUUAUAUGAAAUUAAAGAUGGAGCAUCCAAUAAAAGUUACGGUGUAAAUGUUGCUGAAAUAGCUAAAUUACCAAAAGAUGUUAUUCAAAAAGCAUAUGAAAAAGUAGAAGAAUUGGAAUCGGCAGAAAACAAAUAUUAUUUAAAAGAAAAAUUAAACAUUGAUGUUUUAUCAACUUUUAGUGAAAAUUAUAAAAAUAAAAUUUCAAAUUACAUGAAAAUUAAAGAGGAUAUUAAUUACUUAUUUUCGUCUAACAGUGAGAGUGAAUUCAUGGAACGCUUUAUGUCCAAAAAAAAUUAUUUUAAGGAGUUGGUUAUCUAA